AUGCCGAAAAAGAACGGAUUCUUUUACUUUAUGCUGGAGUACCAACAGCGUAAACAAGCGGAAGGACACCCAGCUCGUAAGAUGGCCCUAAUUACAACAGAAGCGGGUAAAAUUUGGGAAAAAAUGAACGCCGAACAACGUGGACCAUACAACCAGCAGGCAAAGAAUGCCCAAAACCAAGGAGGGCUGGAGAAGUUAAACUGUUUAGGGAUUGCUAUUUCCGAGAUUGACAACCAGCUGCGUUCAAAGGAAGAGCAUGCCCAAAUGAUAACAAAGCUCGUCGCCGAUCGGGUAGCGAGUGCCGAGUCUCGGAAAGAAUUGGCAACGGAAGUGGUGUACAUUAUUUCACUUUCGUAUUUUGGCCAUACGAUGCAACAUAAGUACAUUCCGGCCGAGCUAGGUGUGGUUAAGUACAAUCUGCAGAGUGGCGUAAUGGAUCGGCUGCAUCUGUAUUUCAAUCCUGGUGAAAUACCGCUCGGAGCUGCACAUUCGAUGCAAACCCACACGAAACAAACACAUCAACUUCCUCUGCCUCCGAAUGCCUGGGGAACAACGGACAAGAAUGAAAUCGCUGUGAAAUUGAUUAGUUUUUUGGGAGCGGACGAUGAAAUACCUCCGCUUUUUACGGAUGAAGAAACGUUACCUAUAGUGGAAGGCAUGCUUCGUGAUUUGCUGGAUGAUUGCAUCGAGAACAAGAUGCUGUACGUGUGCUCUAUGGCAGAAUUGUUCUGCUUCUUGAAACAAGCUACGGAACGGCACUUUGAGGGAACGGCAACCUUUCCAUCCACCCUAAUGGCGCAACAUAUACUUAAAAUGGAUAGCUAUGGCUUCGCAUUAGGUAUCAGCUGCGAAUAUCACGAAAGAGAGCUCAAUAUGUUGAAUUGUGCCUUGUCCCAGGCUACGCGUUGGGCGUACACACUUUCUAAGUAUUGCUGCCUACAAAUGGGCAUUGAAUGUGUCCCCGGAAAGCAUAUCCCUCCGGAUCCUUCUGCAGGUGACGAUAAGCUAUCAAAACCACCGACUACAAGUGAAUCAAAUCCGCUGGAAAAGCCUGCAACUUCACAUGAUGCAUCUGCCGGAGACAAAGUAACCUCUCCGAAACAGGGUCCAAACUGGUUCAACAAAAUAAAAAUGAAAUCUAGAUCUAAAGAUGAGCCGUCAUAUAAACCGGUCGUAGGUAGUGUAUCAUACGCGCCGCAAAAAGGUGGUGUUGUUGCCUAUACCGGCGUCAACCUAGCAACAGACGCCUUUUACGAACAGGAGCAGAACAGCGAAAAUAUGUUCCCCUCAUUGCUCCAGUCCAUGGCGCCUACUGUAAAAGAGCGUGGACACGCAAAACAGCGCGGUGGCAACUCCCGACGAGCUGUUCGUGGACGAACAUUACAACAGUGA
Molecule: messenger RNA, 1392 nt
Organism: Anopheles marshallii
Lineage: Eukaryota; Metazoa; Arthropoda; Insecta; Diptera; Culicidae
Product: protein maelstrom homolog
Exons: 3
Coding region: 1-1392 (463 amino acids)
Biological process (GO): regulation of miRNA-mediated gene silencing; piRNA processing; spermatogenesis
Cellular component (GO): nucleus; P granule
Molecular function (GO): sequence-specific DNA binding
Source: RefSeq, a predicted model, not a curated record